Molecule: messenger RNA, 1308 nt
Organism: Solea solea (common sole)
Lineage: Eukaryota; Metazoa; Chordata; Actinopteri; Pleuronectiformes; Soleidae
Gene: rsl1d1
Product: ribosomal L1 domain containing 1
Exons: 9
Coding region: 52-1146 (364 amino acids)
Cellular component (GO): 90S preribosome
Source: RefSeq, a predicted model, not a curated record
ACCGACUGCGCAUGCGUGGCUGCAGCUCACACGUGAAGCAGGGCAGGCAGCAUGGCGGAUAAGAUAGAAGUCGCGUUGGACCGGACUCAGGUGAAAAAGGCCGUUCAGGCUCUGCAGGCUUUCAUCAAAACCAAGUCCACGGGCGAGUCUCUGUUUGUGGACGACAGUCAGCAGAUCAGCCUGCUCCUCACACUGUGGAAGAUUCCCAGACAGGCGCAGACCAUCCGCAUCCCUUUGCCUCAUGGUCAGCGCACUGACACAGACGACGUCUGCCUCUUUACCAGAGAUGAGCCCAACAUGACGUCGGAGCAGACUCAGCGGUUUUAUAAGAAGCUGCUGCAGGAAAGAGGCGUUAAAAACAUAUCGGAGAUCAUCCCCUACAAGGUUCUCAGGACGGAGUACAAACCGUACGAAGCCAAGCGCCGGCUGCUAGGAAACUUUGACAUGUUUCUCUCCGACGACCGGGUCCGCCGUCUGCUGCCAUCUCACCUCGGAAAACAUUUCUACGAGAGGAAAAAAGAGCCACUGUCUGUGAACCUGCUGAGCAAGCAUUUGGCCAGAGACAUCCACAGCAUCAUCCAGGGCACCGUCUUGAAAGUUAACAACAAGGGGAGCUGCUGUAUGGUUCGUAUCGGCCACUCCAGCUUGUCUGCAGAUGAGUUAACAGAAAACAUCGAGGCCGCCGUCAAAACAGUGGUGACCAAAUUACGUAUGAAAGGACAUGUGAUAAAGGUGAUCCAUGUAAAAAGCCUAACGUCGGUGGCUCUGCCCAUCUACAACUCGGAUCUCGGCCACCUCAGUGAGAAGAAGCAGGUUACAACUGAUGAAACUCCCCAAAAAAAGAGAAAAUCACCCAGAAAGCAGGCAAAAAAACAACAGACGAAGAUGACAAAACAAACAGAUGCUGCAGAGGAGAAGAAAGUGGAGGAGGCGGAGGAAGAAAUCCCACAGCUGGUUCCCAUGGAAACCCCAAAUAAAAAGCCUAAACUGGAGAAGCCAGCGAAGAAGAAGCAGCAGCAGCUGGAAAAAGCUCCCAAAGCAGCUGCAGCAAAGAAAGGAGCAAAAGCACAAAGGAAAGUGACAAAGACAAAGAUGGCCGGCAAGACCGAGUCUAAAGUAAAAAGAAGAGUGCCCAAAGUGAAAUGAGCCCCGGCAGACAAUCUGUCGCACAUUUCCCUCUCAUCAAGGACAUUUAACUCCAUAACCAGGACCAGAUUGUUUGUGAAUAGAAUCAAUACAGGAAAUAUAUGCAGUCUGUUUGUCGUCUUUUUGUUCUGAAGCAGAUUAUAAACUGUUUUUUUGAAAUGA